AUGCUUUUACGGGCUGGUCGUGCGAACAGGGUCGCCGCGGCUUGCGUCGGGCAACUCCCACGGGCUUCUUACUACUGCCUGCCAAAGCCAGGGCUCUCCUUUACCUCACCCCGUCACUAUUCAAAAACCCCGCCAUUCCAGUACGCUUUUCAAGACAAGCCUUUAAUAAAAAGCGAGGUUACUGCGGAAAUGCAGCCUGGACAGUACACUACCGCCUUUGCUUUGUUUGAAGGCUUAUGGGAGGCUGGCAUCACAACAUGCUUUGUGAACGUUGGUUCUGACCAUCCAUCCAUAAUCGAAGCGAUAAUCAAGGGUAAACGCGAACGGCCCAGCAACUGGCCCCAGUUUGUGACAUGCCCCAGUGAGAUGACGGCAAUUUCCAUGGCCGAUGGCUAUGCUCGCAUAACUGGUAAGCCUCAGGCAGUCAUUGUCCACGUUGACGUUGGGACCCAGGCGAUGGCUCAUGGCGUUCAUAACGCAAGCGUUGGACGUGUUCCAGUCUUCAUCUUCGCCGGCCUCUGUCCAUAUACCGAGUCAGGAGAACUAACGGGUUCUCGUACGGAGUAUAUGCACUGGCUACAGGAGGCCCCUGAUCAAAAGGCCAUUGUGCGUCAAUACUGCAGAUACGUUGGCGAGGUUCACGUUGGACUCAAUGUCAAAGAAACCGUAGGACGCGCUCUUCAGUUUGCUUCCAGCGCCCCUAAAGGUCCUGUGUACAUUGCUGGAGCAAGAGAGGUGAUGGCCCAAGCCAUUGAACCCUACUCUAUCUCGCAAGAAAAGUGGGUUCCUAUUGGACCUAGUGCGCUGCCAGAUGAUGCAGUCCAGACUAUUACUCAGGCCCUCGUGGGUGCUGAGCGCCCUCUUGUGAUUGCUGGGUACUCCGGUCGGGACCGUCGGACUCCAGAACUGUUGGUCCAACUCGCGGACAAAAUCCCCGGUCUUCGGGUUCACGACACUGGCGGAAGUGAUAUGUGUUUCCCAUUCACCCAUCCAGCCUCGUUGGGAUGUCGAUUGGGAUAUGACGAAAGCACCUCAGAUGCCGACGUGGUUUUGAUGCUCGAUUGCGAUGUACCGUGGAUCCCAGCACGAAACCCACCACGCAAAGAUGCCAAAUUUUAUCACAUCGACGUCGAUCCUCUGAAUCAGCAAAUCCCGGUAUCGUUCUUCCCGGCUCAUGGACGGUGGAAAUCCGAAUGCUACACUGCUUUGAAACAGAUGCUGCGAUAUCUGGACAGCGAGUUUUCGACCGAACUUCAGAGUCCCAAGUAUGCUACCCGUAAGGAGGCAUUGAUAGUGCAGCACAAUGAGCGGUUGGAUAAGUUGGACAAGCUUCCACGCCUUGGGGAUAAUGAUACAUUGGAUGGACACAAUAUCGGGCGCCUUCUGAAAGAAUGCCUCCCUGAUGACACAACGUUCGUGGUGGAGGCAGUGACCUGUGGUCAUCUAAUUGAGGAUCAGAUUCAGCCGACUCGUCCUGGGAGCUGGAUCAAUUGUGGCGGUACUGGUAUUGGCUGGAGCAACGGGGCAGCCCUAGGAGUAAGAAUGGCACUCAGUGAUGAAAAGUUCCCUGGCAUAGUGUGUCAAGUCGUUGGUGAUGGAAGUUUCAUGUGUGCAUCGCCGUCAAGUGCCGUAUGGGUCUCAUACAAGCACGAAAUUCCUAUUCUCACGGUCGUCCUCAACAAUGGUGGCUGGAACGCCCCGCGCAAUUCGACGCAGUUGGUGUAUCCUGAUGGACUCAACAAAGGCGCUACUGACGACGAGCUGAACAUCUCCUUUGAGCCAUCUCCGAACUAUUCGAAACUGGCCGAGGCAGCAGCGGCAGAGGCCGGCUGGCUGAAAGGCAUGCGGGGGAAGACAGUCAAAGAGAUGCGCGGCCAGCUCGUCGAGGCGCUCAAGCACGUACAGUCAGGGCGUGGUGCGGUAGUAGAAGCUCUGAUGGAGAACCCGAGAAGACAUCUCCUCGACACACAGAAACAAAAUGCCACCAGCAAGUCACCCUCCCGACAGAAUGUCAAUCUGAUUCUAAUCGAUCCCUCCAAUCUACAGCGCGGCUUCACAAACCCAGCUCCAAAGACAGAAUCCGCGCGCUCAGCACUCAACUCAUUUACCUGCACCCUCUGCAACAAAUCCUACUCUCGCCAUCCCGAAUACGAAGCACACAUCGGCUCGUACGACCACCAGCAUCGCAAACGCCUACAAGACCUAAAACAGCUCUCGCGCGAUCCAAACGCGGCGGAGCGCGCGCGCAAGGCGGAAAAAAAGGCGGACGCGGAGGCCGGGUUGAAAAAGUUGGGUACUACUGCUGCUGGUGGUAGUAAUAAUAAUAAUAAUAAUAAUAACGAUAAUGAUGCGGCCGCGGUGAGAAGUAGUACUGGCGGUGGUGGUGGGUUUAAAAAGGGUGGAUUCAAAAGCUCGUUUACCUCGGUCAAGGGAGGAGCACCAGCAGCACCAGCGGGGGGUAGGAAGAAUGUACUUGGAGAUGACGAGGACGAAGAUGCGGGGUUUGGGGAGACAGAGAAGAAAACCUCAUCUACUGCUGCACCGGCAUUGACCGCACCGAGUGGCAGCACUCAUCGCGCUGGGGACGUCGAAAGUGAUACGGACGAUGAUUAUGGGUACCAGAACGAUGGAGAUGGUGCCUACUACGACCCAUCAAAGCCAACAGGGUGCAAUGCCAGCUGCCCGAGUCUUGUUCCUGCAUGA
Molecule: messenger RNA, 2703 nt
Organism: Talaromyces rugulosus
Lineage: Eukaryota; Fungi; Ascomycota; Eurotiomycetes; Eurotiales; Trichocomaceae
Exons: 6
Coding region: 1-2703 (900 amino acids)
Biological process (GO): L-valine biosynthetic process
Cellular component (GO): acetolactate synthase complex; mitochondrion
Molecular function (GO): magnesium ion binding; thiamine pyrophosphate binding; acetolactate synthase activity
Source: RefSeq, a predicted model, not a curated record